AUGGCUCCUACAAAGCUGGAACAAGAGGACCAUGCUCGCGAUGCUGCUUUCAACAAAGCACUUCAUGGUGAAUCGGCUAAGGCUCGAGGCGGUUUUGCCGCAAUGAUGAGCAAGGACAAUAAAGCGCAGGAAGCCGCCUUGGACGAGUAUUUCAAACACUGGGAUAAAAAACCGUCCGAGAACGAAACAGAAGAAAUCAGAGAAGCGAGAAGAGCUGAAUAUGCUACUUUAACAAGACAUUAUUAUAAUUUGGCCACAGAUAUGUAUGAAUAUGGAUGGGGUACCUCCUUUCACUUCUGUCGUUUCGCAUACGGAGAGCCUUUUCGCCAGGCCAUUGCCCGACACGAGCAUUAUCUCGCCCAUUCUAUUGACAUGAAGGAAGGCCAGUUUGUACUUGACGUUGGUUGUGGUGUCGGUGGCCCUGCGCGAGAGAUUGCCAAAUUUGCCGGCGUCAAAAUUGUCGGGUUGAAUAACAACGAUUAUCAAAUCGAGCGUGCGACACGAUAUGCUCAGAAAGAAGGGUUGUCGAAUCAGCUUCGCUUCACUAAGGGCGACUUCAUGCAAAUGUCUUUCGAACCCAAUACUUUCGAUGCUGCGUACGCAAUUGAAGCUACUGUCCACGCCCCCUCUCUUGAAGGCGUAUACCGUCAGAUUUACAACGCGCUAAAACCCGGUGGUGUUUUCGGCGUAUACGAAUGGGUUAUGACUGACGCUUACAACAAUGAUGACCCUCUCCACCGCGAAAUUAGACUUGGUAUCGAACAAGGCGAUGGGAUUUCCAACAUGGUCAAGGCAACAGAAGCCCUUAAAGCAUUCAAGGCUGCUGGAUUCGAAUUGAUUAAGGCAGAGGAUUUGGCCGACCGCGGAGAUGAUAUUCCGUGGUACUAUCCCCUUGCAGGCUCGUGGAAACACAUGACUUCAGUUUGGGAUGUCCUCACCAUCGCUCGCAUGACGUGGUGGGGUCGUGGGAUGGUUCAUAAAUUCAUGGGAGGCAUGGAGACAAUCGGUAUACUCCCAAAAGGAUCACAAAAGACAGCAGACAGCCUGGCGUAUGCUGCUGACUGCCUAGUCAAGGGUGGUGAGCUCAAGUUGUUUACUCCAAUGUACUUGAUGGUUGGAAGAAAGCCGGAAUGA
Ophidiomyces ophidiicola is the source of this 1134-nucleotide messenger RNA. RefSeq names its product Delta(24)-sterol C-methyltransferase. The transcript has 3 exons. Gene Ontology annotation, cellular component: endoplasmic reticulum. The coding region runs from base 1 to 1134 and encodes 377 amino acids. Lineage: Eukaryota; Fungi; Ascomycota; Eurotiomycetes; Onygenales; Onygenaceae. Gene Ontology annotation, molecular function: sterol 24-C-methyltransferase activity. Gene Ontology annotation, biological process: ergosterol biosynthetic process. The record is from RefSeq and is a predicted model, not a curated record.